UUAUCAAAACCCCGUCGUUUUGCGACAUUAAAUCAUCCGGUUCACAGACAUAUAAUGAAGUGCCUCUUGCUAACGCUCCGUAUUCACGUUGUUAUGGAAUGAAUCGUAAUACAAGUACGUUAACCGAUAUAAUCACGUUCGAAUAGUAGCAGAGUGAAAUGUAAACAAAGGUAAAUAUGAUGUUUUUCAUGAGUGUAUAAAAUGCGCCUGACCAGAUAAGCUUGUAGUUUCGUGCAUGUUAUCCACAAUAUUAAAAUACAAAUGACGUUUAAUGAUCCAUAAAUAUGGAUCCAUAUAAGAGCUGACACAUGUGACGGAUCAUGUGUGUGACUGGCUCAUCAUGGACGACUCGGACCAAGACUUCACCGACCUCUGCUCUCGUCUCCUCAAAAGAGUGAGGAGGAAAGGAGCAGGGGGUUCUGGAGAUGAAAAGAGAUCAGCAACCAAGGAUGAGGAGCCAUCCUCCCCCUCUUCUAGAAGAAACCCCCCUAAGAGGAGGAAGAAGACUGACAAGGGUGUUACUAAGACUGAAAUAAAGAGUAAGAUCAAUGGCAGGACUCGGGCUGUAGGGUCUGGUGAUGUUUCUCAGCCCGAUCCUGAAGUAUCUGGCACAGGGAAAGUCAAAGAUGCAGUGGUCCGGAGAAUGCAACGGUUUAAGAGAGCCAGUCCAGAGAGACUCCUGCAUGCAGAGACCGACCAGCCCACAAGCACAGAGUCUGAUGGAAACCAUCUCACCGCUGCUGGGAUCCAGCUCACAGAAGAUGUGAGCAGCGACGAGGCCCUGGCUCUUCAGCUCCAGCAGGUGUUGGAUCGUGAGGUUCGGUCCUCUAGAGACGUGGAAGAUGAAGGAUUGUUCUUCUGCCAGCUCUGUCAGAAAGAUCUGUCAGCCAUGAGCCCUCCACUACGCACUCAGCACAUCAACAGAUGUUUAGAUGCAAGCGAGAGCAGCGCUCCUUCAGCAUCCCAUCAUUCCCACCCCAGACCACGGGUCCCAGAGUGUCCCAUUUGUGGAAAGAGUUUUAAAUCAGAAAAAAGCCGGUCUGUCCACCUAAAGCGUUGCUCGACUGAUAUGGGUGUGAAACCAAAUGAUCUUCUCCAGGCUCUGAGGAGACAGGCUGCCGAGACAGCGAGCGACAGCACCACCGACCAAUCACAGCAGCUAGGUAGUGGUACGAUAACUAGGAGGGAUGGUGUGCCUGUAAAAAAGAGAGCCAGGAGGAAAGCCCAGAAGUUGGAUGAGGACACAAUGGUGGCGCUGGCUCUGUCCCGCUCUUUACUCGAGCAGGAAAUGGAAAAGGAGCGAGAGAUGGCCGAGGAGAGGGAGAUACUGACUCCGCUCUCCAGUCCUCCUGCGACAGUGGCUCCUGUCCUACAGUGGAAACCUGGAGCAGGUAAGGGCCGUGGGAAGAGAAGGAAGGGAGCGUCUCCUGUCCACCCACCACUUCUCCUCAUCCAGGACCCUCUGACAGCACUGAACCGUCUGCAGGAGCGGGUUUCGUCUCUCCUGCGCCGUUCCAGACCCCCCUCUCCGCCAACACCAACUCUUUCCACCUCCGCGCUCCCUCUUCAUCCUCAAGCCCCCCUCUGGGACAAAAGUGCCCUUCAUGGAGGAGGACCAGAUGCAGUUUCAGAGUUUUACACCUCAGAACUAAGCAACUUCAUGCAGCCAUGGGUUGCACUGGAGAGAGAAAAGGUCAAGUCUCUUGAAGUAACUCCAGUCAAGAAAUUUCCAGCUGAGGCUGAUUCAGUCCAGGAAAAGCUUUCAGAUCAGAGCCCAGCACAACACCAGACUAGCCGUCCUCUCACCCCCUGUCCGGGUACACCAGGCACCCAGGCUCUGCAGGACCUGAUGGAGCUUGCAGAGGAAGGCAUGACCCUCACCCAGUAUGAAUACACAACGUACACGGCUGCAGGGUACAAGUCAGUUAAAGACAAUGCUGUGAAUGAACUUCCCUCAAGUGGUUUUGUUCCAGAGACAAAUGGCAACAAGAUGCCCAAGAAAACCCCAGUGUACGUUUCAAAGCUAGCAUCAGAUAUGAGCAGCAUGGUGAACAACCCUCAACUCAGUGAUGUGCAGUUACAGGUGGACAGCGGGGACGUUUUCUUCACGCACUUGUUUAUGCUGUACACACGAUGCCCCCUGCUGGCCAACUUGGUUCACGACUCAGGUUUUGGUGUUCAGGAGGAGGGUAUGCCUGUCUCUCAGAGGGUGUUGUUGGAUAAUGUGCUUGGGGAGGCAGUACUGGCCCUCCUGCAGUACCUUUACACAGCCCACUGUCCUCUGACACACACACUACUACCCCACAUACAGGAGCUUGCUGAUAGGUUUGGUUUGGCUGAGCUGCAGCAGGAGUGUGAGGAAUAUUCUGGAAGUGUGGGGGAAAACCCAAGAGAGGAAUCUGAACCUGAGCCUCAUCUCGGGGACCAAGAAGACCAGAACUUAGCAGAAAGCAACUUCUUGGAGCUCCUCCAAUCAAUGUGGCAGCACAGGGACUGCGAAGAAGAGGAUGAUUUCAAAGAGACUGCUGUAGAGGAAAGAGACAUGGAAGAGGAGCAAGAGAGAGAAGAUGGAGAAAAAGAGGACCGGGUGGAUGAGGAAGAGCUUGACGAGAUCUAUGAGUUUGCAGCAACACAAAGGAAGAUAGAGACGACGUUGAAAGCUGCGACCGAGACCGAAGAAGAGGGAGAGGCAAAUACACCCCUCGGAAAUGAGAAGAAGGAUGAGACAGAAGACAGGAACGAGACAGAAUCCCUCUUAGAGAAAUCUGCCGGCAGUUGCCAUAGUAGCAAACAAGGCGUGGAUGGGAUGGAGGCUGCCAUGGUAACAAGUCCAACAGAAGAAACCCUUAAAAACCCCAAUUCGGAGACUGAGAGAGUUUGUUUGAUUUCAGAAUUAGAUGAAAACGGAGACCCGGAUGCCAGUCUAGACAAGAGCUAUGACCGUUUAUUCUCCCAGUCUGUAGGGGAAUACAUGGAACCGUCACAGACGCCAGCGUCCUGCUCUCAGCAUCAACGUAACAAGCCAUCGCACACACUACAGCAAAACACGCCCGCCCCGUUUCGCCCUUCAUGUGUUAGUGAGGUGAUCGACCUGUCUAUAAGCCCUCCACCAAGCUCAGGUGUGUUAGGUGAGACUAACUUCCCCAUGCCUGGAGUGUCUCCUGUUCCUCAUGAGGGUGAACAUACAGGCAAAUCUCCACUAACAAAAGACAAUUCAGUAUGCCAGAAAAUCAAAAACCUCGCUUCUCCUCCAGAAUCUCAAAGCAAACAGGUUGAGCUCAUUGUUCUCUCAGAUUCUGGUGAUGAAAUGGAUGUAGACAGCGGCCGCAAUGCUGCUACCACUAAAUGUGCUUUGACUCCUCAGUCUCCUUUCGAAUCUCCCUCAGAACCUCUUCAGACGUCCACAAGCUAUGCUUGCAAAGUCACAGAGAACAGUUUCAAAGAAUCUGGAUCCCAAGGCCAUGCCGGCAAACGGGUAGAUGCUUCCAAGCAGGUGUCGACUGAUACAGAAGCCAGAUCUGACCGAUCAGCGCACUGUAGCCCCGGGAUUGCAAAUGAAAGUGUGUUUGAUGGCUCUGCCGAGGUUUCAUGGCUGAUUCCAGCCACUCCGGUACCAUCCACACGCUGUAGCUCUGCCCAGACCUGCAUCAGCAUGCGCCGAACCCAACUCUUCCCCAAGUCAUCGUCCUCCUCUUCCUCUUCCUCUGUCUCGGGUGGUUUGAAACCUGCUAGCUUUGAUUCUUCAAGCAGCAGCUGCAUAAAAGAGAAGCCGGUAUCCUUGUCUGAAUUGCCCAAAUCAGAUCUGAGUCCUUCUAAAGAACGUCAUAGCACUGAUACAGGUCGCUCUCCAGGUUAUCAGAGACCACUUCACCAUCUGAGACUGUCUCAGGUUCCUUCUACAGAUGUUUCUGAUGGCUCCCACAUUGGCAGCAUCAUGGGACAUCCAACCCAGGGUGUCUCCAAGCCCUCAAGUAGCACUCCUCUCCAUUCAGACUCUUCCUUACACCGUCAGAUCCCGUUUGGCUUCCCUGUGGUUGAUGACUGUGAGGUUCGUCUUAGGGAUAGUAUAGGUAAUUCUAGAUCCUUCAGUAUUCAGGGACAAAUUGGCUUAAUGUCUCUACAACAGAGUUCUUCUUCCCCUAGUAAGACACCUGAGAAAAAGCACAGUAGCUCUCUUGAGCAGGGAUGCUCCAGUCCGUCCCCGAACUCUCAAAGCUACAGUCGUCCAGAAAGAUGGACAAAGAGAGAGAACGAUGGGGUAGAGCGAAUGGAAUUGGGAGAGAAUCCAAAUCAAAGUGAUGAAGAAUUGGUGGAUAUUGCGGGAAACUCAUUCAGUGACAUGGAUGAGCCUGGGAGAGUGGGAGAAGAGAAUCAAAAUCAAAGUGUCGAUGAAGUGACGGGUAUUUCAGGAAACUCAUUUUGUGGCAUGGACGAGCCUCCUAUAGCGUUUGAUGACUCCUGGGGUUUGGAUGGAGGAGUUGGAAGCCAGAAGCCCUGCUUUAGUCUACGGCUUGACAGCAGCGGAGGUACAGUCAGUCCACCAGGUCUCGAGGGUAAGGGACCAACGUCCAUGUCUCCUCUUGCAUCUGGAGCUUGUACCAAAAUUCCUGAUCCAAGUCCAGGUCCAUUUAAUCACAGCCUACCUGAUCCUGACAUGUGGGAUGAUUGUGAAGAAGAGGAGGUGGCUUCCCUUCCUCUUUCUCAGAGAUUGACAGCUCCCUCUGCCAAGAGAGUUGCCGAAUUAAAGACUCCCGUUGCUUGCAAAAAGAGGAAUAAAGGAGCGCUGGUGCCCAUCACUCCCAUGCCAGGCUUUUCCAAUAUGGACACACCAGAGCUCAAAAACAGACUCAACAGGUUCGGCGUGCGUCCGCUGCCCAAGAAGCAGAUGGUUCUGAAGCUGAGAGAGAUCCAUCAAUACACCCACCAGCUGCAGAGCUCAGAGUCAGAGGAGGAGACCUCUGGACCCCAACGCCCACCGAAUGCCUCGAACUCCCAGUCUGCUCCGCUCUCCUUUAAGCAGCCUGCAGCGCCCCCUGCUGUCUCACCCGUGAAACUGCCACCAAGUGAAGAAGAUGAGCUUUUAUCAGCCUCUCAAAACUCAAAUACAUCCUCCACUGCAGAGUCUGACAGGUCGAACCCAGAGCUGUGUGUGUCCGAAGACGACGACUCGGACAGCGAGGGCAUCACGGCGUCUCAGGCUGUUGUGCGUGAGAAGGACAAACUCCUCGCAGUUCGUCAGUUUAUCCGAUCCGACCCCAAGCUGUACACGCGAGUGCUGCAGUACCAGCCUCUCUCCCUGGCGGAGCUGCGGUCCAGCUUGAAAGCAGCGGGUAUCAGGUUAGGUGCUGCUAAACUACUAGACUUCCUGGACUCUCAGUGCAUUACUUUCAGUACGGCCAAACAGGGCCAGAAUGCAUCUUCCCGCAGGAAACGACGUGUGAAAACGACAACCAGUGGUGGUGCAGCCGGAAGAGGAAGGAGAAAAGCAGCUAAGCCCAAUGGAGGAGUUGCAAUAAAAUAAUGUGGUUAAACUAAAUGAUUUGAAGUAUAAGCUGUUAAAGGACAAUAAUGGAUUUCAUCUUUUCAACUAAACAAAUGUGACACACUCCGUGUGUCACUAUUCCAGUGACAGUAUUGAAACUA
Molecule: messenger RNA, 5643 nt
Organism: Sinocyclocheilus grahami
Lineage: Eukaryota; Metazoa; Chordata; Actinopteri; Cypriniformes; Cyprinidae
Gene: slx4
Product: SLX4 structure-specific endonuclease subunit homolog (S. cerevisiae)
Exons: 13
Coding region: 341-5521 (1726 amino acids)
Biological process (GO): DNA repair; DNA replication; resolution of meiotic recombination intermediates
Cellular component (GO): nucleus; Slx1-Slx4 complex
Molecular function (GO): protein binding
Source: RefSeq, a predicted model, not a curated record